Messenger RNA from Acanthaster planci (crown-of-thorns starfish), 4273 nucleotides. RefSeq lists its product as uncharacterized. Gene Ontology annotation, biological process: proteasome-mediated ubiquitin-dependent protein catabolic process; ubiquitin recycling. The record is from RefSeq and is a predicted model, not a curated record. Gene Ontology annotation, molecular function: ubiquitin binding. NCBI's taxonomy places the organism in Eukaryota, Metazoa, Echinodermata, Asteroidea, Valvatida, Acanthasteridae. Gene Ontology annotation, cellular component: cytoplasm; nucleus.
ACACCCCAGCCUGACGUUCCCAUUUCUGCCAGGGGUGUAAUUGGUGUAUUUCAAUUUUUAAUACGAUUACUUAAGCAUGUGCAUUCUUCCACCUUAUACUAGAUUCUUAUUUACGUGUUAAAUUACAGAAUAUAUCUAUGAAUAUAAUAAAUGCUUUUGUAAAAUGCACGAUAUAUAAUUUACGAGUUUACAUCCACCGCUCGAAGUAAGUGGGUCGCGCUAUGAUUGACAAGUGCAUGCUUGCAAUUAAUUUGAAGGCGCUAGCUAGUACUGGAAUGCACGGAAAAUGGGACCAGGAAGAUAGCCCCUUCACCAUGUCCGCUGGACAGUAAUCAGUUACUGUGUGAUGAACACCGUAAUUGAAUAGAAGAAACUACUGAAACAGGGAAAUCGUUUACUGGAAGUUGAGGUCACAGUGACCAGGAAAUGGAGCAACCUCUCCAAAUUCUUUCACACCCGUGCCAUGGACGGGGGGACGGUUUGGUUCCUCAUCAGCAACAAGAUGGUGCUUGUGCUGGUCCCAUCAUGGGGGCGGGUCUUCUUGGCCAGUGGCAUGCAUUCAAGGGGAGGCCCAUUGAUAAUGAGUUGGACAUGGAAUUCCAUCGGCAGUUGGAUCAUGUGGCUGUGUGGAUAGACAAAUGGAAUCACCAGCAGAAAUGUCUCAUUCUGGAGGGCCUUUUAACGAGGAGUAAUUACAGCCAGUUUGGGUUUCUGUGGACAAGUCUACAGCCAGCGCUCCACAGGGACUUCAUGUACACCUCACAACAGCUGUUUCCAGAGCACAAAUUCACACCAAUCAGCACCUAUGUCAGUAGACAGACUCGAGCGAGGAGAGCUGUCCGUAACUACUAUCACGUCGGAAGCGCUCAUCUGCAGAGGAGGUCAGAUGUCAUGCGAUGCAAUACAGACAUUGGUCUUACAAACCCUGAGGAACUACAAGCAACAAGGCAGGGCAAACAGAGCGGAAAAAUCACCCUGUCUCGAGAUCACCAGUUUUCCCGAAGCACAACCAACAUCAAGCUGCCGAGCAUCCAUUCUGGUCACUACCAUAGUCGCGGGGAUGCCAAUCUACUCUCCAAAUCUGCGCCAGCUUCUCUCAAGAGAAUUACAGACAAUGCCCCAGCUGUCCGUCGACAUAUGCAAGAUCGACCCCGGCCAAAUGCACCAAAAGAAAUCCCCAAGGACUACAGUCCAGUCACUGCCCACAACCUGCCACGUCUGACCAAGUCCCUCACCCAAGUACAAAUCAGCCACACCAGACCAACUAUGUCUGGUACCUCCCCAAGAAAUCUUCCUCCUAUUCCUGUUGUACCUGAUGAAGUCUGGCAGUUAUACCAUUGGUACGAGGAAUGCUGGAAUGAUGUCCAAAGAAAUGAGUUCCUUCAUAAACUGUUGAAGAGACUGGAUUCCAGGCAGCUGUACUUCCUAUGUAGCUCAUUAGCGCUAAAGCAGUCACGGGACUUCAUUGCCCUUCUGCCAGAAUCACUGGCCCUACGUAUCUUGCAAUACCUCUCCCCCAAAUGUCUCUUAGUGGCAGCUUUGGUCAGUCGCACGUGGUGUCGGUUGGCCAGCCAUGACAGUAUAUGGAAAGCCAAGUGUGACCAGGUUGAUAUCGAAAUACCUCUGCCGAGUGGAAAUUUCCGUUGGAAGACAGUUUACAGGGACAACGUCUUUCUGAGACAGAAUUGGGAGUCUGGUAACUGCAAGCAAAUUGAUGUCAGAGGUCAUACAGCCAAGGUGCUGUGCGUCACAUUUGAUGGCAAGUCAAGACUGGCUAGUGGUAGUAAGGAUUCCAGCAUCAAGAUUUGGGACAUCCAUACUGGAAACCUGAUUCAAACAUUGAAAGGACACACGAAAGGAGUCUGGUGCCUGAGCUUCUUCACACGUUACUUGCUGGUCAGUUCCUCCUUUGAUGGCACAGUGAAAGUCUGGAACCUACGCAGUGGCAUCUGCACACGUACCAUGUUUGGCCAUGAUGGCCCCAUAUGGGCAAUGGCACAGAAGGGCCAUUUUCUGGUGACUGCGUCACAGGACAGGACAUUGAAGUUGUGGGAUAUGAGAACCUGCCUGUUGGAGCACACGCUGGUCGGCCACACCCAGGCUGUCUUCUGUGUGGACAUGGAUGACGACUGCACAAUGGUUAUCUCAGGGUCUGCUGAUAGGAGCAUUCGCGUUUGGAGUGUGGAAACAGGACGCUACACCAAAGUCAUCUGGGCCAGCCAGACCACAUCCAUCAUGGCUCUCAGCUAUCACCAGGGUUACUUCACUUGUGCUGUUGGGGAGACAGUCUCCCUUUGGAGGCUGGAAACAGCCUGCUGUAUCAAAACAUUUGAGGAACAUGAAAAACGAGUGGAGACCAUUGGUCUUCGAGUGGACAGUGCAGACAACCCUGACUGUCCAAGGGGGUUAAUGGUCACUGCUGGACAGGAUGGAAUGGUCAAAUAUUGGAACCUCAAGAGCGACAAGAGCAAACACACUUUGGAAAGCACUUGCCAAAUCAAUAGCAUCUUCUUCGAUGAAACCAAGAUCAUCGGCGCCUGCUCUGACUACAAGCUCAGGAUCUGGAACUUCAACACUUCCCUAUGAGUAAUGGAGGAAUCCUGUGCUGCAAAUGUUGAAACCUCAAGCCCAUAAACCUUUGUUAUGAUAAAGUGAUCGAGAUGACGUAGUUAUUUCAAUGUGUAAGAGCCUGAAGCUCACAACAGAUUUGAGGAUCCGUUUUGCUUAAAUGCUGGGGUCAGAGUGCAGGUAUGAAAUUACUCACCCACAGGAUUACAAUCCUUACCUCUUGGAAUUUCAGGCUAUUCAUGGUGAAGACAGCAAAAAGUGGAAAGGUUUGCAGUAGCACCAAGCGAAGGAAAAUAUCUCUUAUGAGUAUGCGUGGUUCUGAAAAGAGCAAGGAGUAUACACCAGGAAUGUCUCCUGACGACAGAAUGAGCACACAGUCCGAAACGUUGAAUGUACUCCCGCUUCUUUCCAGAACCACACAUACUCACAAUAGAUAUAUUCUUUCGCAUGGUGCUACAGCAAACCUUUCCACUUAAUCCUUACCACUAUUCACAUUUCCAUCAUUUCCUACAGCCGUCGAGUAGAAGCAUCUUUUUUUUCAGUAGAAUGCAGACAAUUUUUAUAACAAAUUUUCAAAGGUUUAAUUUCUUACCAAGCAAACAGAGGUCACUGUAAAAGACCCAAACAAAAAUUGUGAAAAAUUGCACUAUGAUUUACAGUAUGUACCUACCUGUUUUGAUGCAGUGCCUUGAUGCUGAGCCUUGGCUUGAAGGCUUGAUUUGAGGCCUUAAGGUUUGAGGGCAAAAGCCUGGCAUUGAGGCAUCAUGUUAAACUUAGGACAUUUUUGCUACAUGCAAUCUAUUAUUAUGUGAUAUGUUUUAGUUGAGUAAAGUUUUAUACUGAUUGGCUUUGGUCGUGACCUUGAGGGUCAAAGCCUUCAAGUUGACCUUGAGGGUCAAAGCCUUCAAGUUGACCUUGAGGGUCAAAGCCUUCAAGUUGAUCUUUAGAGUCAAAGCCUUCAAGUUGAUCUUGAGGGGUCAAAGCCUUCAAGUUGACCUUGAGGGUCAAAGCCUUCAAGUUGACCUUGAGGGUCAAAGCCUAAGCCCUUAGGAUCAAUUCCUUUGGUUUCACUCUGCACACUAUGUGAUUUUGAAGGUUGUUGUGGGUGAUUGCUUUUCUGCCAUAGAGAACAGACCUUCAACAUAAUAAUGUCAAGCUCACAUGAGUGCACUUUCCUAUGGUAGUGAGGUGGGAUAUUAUCUGUCUAGCCCCCAUGGGAAAGCGCAUGUGUAAACGAAGUAUAACGUUAGUAUGGUAUAGAUCUGUGGGCACAAAAAUCACUCUUGGUUAUUGUAAGGAUUUGCACUUUUUUCACUGAUCUGAUUAUAUAUAAAGUUCAUUGAUCAGUAAUGUCAUCCAUUGUGAUACGGCGGUAAAUGCAAAAUAUUGCCAAAAGUAUUGUAUACUGCUUGUAAAAAAUAAGGCUCUUUCUUUAGUAAGAAACUGACAUUAAUGAAGCUGUUGUUACUUUUGUGGAAAAUAUUCAUUCUAGCUGUAUAUAUCAGUGACUUAUAUCAGUUAAUGUAAAAAUAUGUAAAAUGACAGAGGUGUAAAUGUUGAAAUCUAUUGUUAGUAAGCUCGACCUUAAAAGGUUAAAUUGCUGAAGCAGGAAAUUCCACAAACUUCAGUGGCAUUGUUUUAUACACAUCAAACAAUUUGUUUUUGUGAAGUAUAAUUAAAGCAAUAUUCAUGCCAGUUUACAGUC